UAUAUAAAAAGUGUUCAAUGCAAUAAGAACUUAAAAACACAUCCCUGUCUGAAGAGUGGUAGCAGAGAACGUAUAUUAUACGUUCUCUGGUGGUAGUUUCAUAGAGCGUAAUGUGUUAAUACGUUCUCCACACAAAACUACAAACGAAAAAGACUUCGAACGUCGAAUUGUAGUGUUAGCGGAAAAAUAAACUCAAUGCACUUUUCAAUCCAAUUUUAAGAAAUAAUGAAUUAAAAUAAAUUGUGAAAAUUAAAUACGUGCAAAAGUUACUUAAAAUGUUGAAUAAUAUAUUACGUUUUAUUUAAAAGCAGUAUGUAAAGCAUAAAAUAAAUAAUUCAGCGAAAAAAUAAUACGGCUUGCAAUCGAAGUAUGAAAGAAGGUGUGAAAAUCAAUAACAAAGCAAAAUUGGGGAAAAAGUGCAUUUCUACUGGAGCGAAUUCGUUAGUUACAAUUGGAUAUUGUUUGUUUCAAAUCCAUACGGUCAGUGUUAAUUCAUAACUAAUUGGAAAAUAUUACAUCCUAAUAGAAAUGUAUAAAGUGUGCGGUUAAUCUAAGCAUUCGUUGAGCCAAUAAGUAAAGAGUUAGCUACGCGUUUUUCAACCCGUUACGGGCGUUGGUAUGAGUAUUCUUUUAUGAGAAAAAACAAUCCAUGAAUUUGAUCAUUCCAUUGUGUUUCAACAAUGCUUUUGUUGUUUUUCACAAUAUUCGUUGCGUCCCGGCUUCCGUGAUGUGAAUUAAUUAUUUUUCAUUUCCCUUAUUUAAAUGUAUGUAUAAACGUCUGAUCACGGUGCUUUAGUGUGUUGCAUUGCAUUGUAUGCCAGCUAAAGAAAAGGAUAUUACCUUUACUUUAUAAUUUGUAUUAGAAGCUAAAAAAAUCAGCUAUAAGUAGAAUUUAUGUAAUAAACAGAAAACCAACAAAAUCAAAUUGUUUUGAGUAAAGCGUCACAGUUUUAAAAGCAAAACUGUAAAUAAGGUCAAAGCAGAACCACCAACUUGUUUUGCUUAUUGGACGAACAAAUGAAGUGGUGAUUCAUUGUCGUAUAGUCGCAUUAAACUACAACGCAAGUUUGUAUUAUUCAUGCGCUGCGAAACUGGGUAAAAAAAAACAGGCAACCAGUAACAAAAACGGGUAGUGGACUACCGGAUUGUGGCCCGGUGCGCUUUAUACCAUAUUACGACAUAAAAACAACAAACUUUUGCAAGAUUCUGGUACUACGGCUACUUCUUUGAUUUUUGUGUGUAAACUCACAAUUGAAAGCAUUUUGUUGCCAAAAUCAUACAAUAUGGACGUUGCAUCGCUAGGAGUUUCCGCCAUUGUUGAGUAUGAUUACGAGGCCAAGGAACCCGAUGAGCUGGACUUAGUCAAAGGCGCGCUCAUACACAACAUUAAACAGAUGCCGGGUGGCUGGUGGCAAGGCACACUGCAAUCCAACGGCAAAAUCGGCAUGUUUCCUGAUAAUUUUGUGCGGAUUAUUGAUAACAGCGACGAAAAUAAAGUCACAAUAAGGGAAAAGUCCGCAACAGCCAAUCGCCGCUGUAAAGUCAUCUUCAGCUACACACAAGUCAAUGACGACGAACUGUCGCUGGCCGUAGGUGAUGUCAUUGAAUUCCUUGGGGAGGUUGAGGAAGGCUGGUGGCGUGGACGUUUAAAAAGCAAAGUCGGCGUGUUUCCAUCAAAUUUCGUUACCGUUAUUGAACCAUCACCUAUUUUUGCCAGUAAGCGACCAGCAGUCGGUCCUGGUGCUGCCACAUCCAUAGCAAAAUCAGCGGUGACCACAACAGCAACUGUAGAGAAGUCGAUUGUCGGCGCCAGUAGUUCCAUAACGUCAAGCACAAGCACUGCAACCGCCACCAGUUCAACAGCGAAAAAAAUGAAUCGCAUUAGUUUUCACAGUUCCAAAGAGGAUCUAUUGAAUAGCAGUAGUGUUAGUAGUAAUUCCGGCACGACAAGCACAAGCAAUGCCGCUGUGGAUGAGAUUGCACCAUCGUUGCCACCGAAACCGCAACGGGAAUACUGUCGCGUUGAGUUCCCGUAUACGCCACAAAAUGACGAUGAGCUGGAUUUGAAAGUUGGCGAAAUCAUCACCAUCAUCAGCAUGGAGUUACCGGAUAAAGGCUGGUGGAAGGGUGAACUGCAUGGCAAAGUUGGUGUAUUUCCUGAUAAUUUCGUUAAACUGCUAGAAGUCACUUCGCUGAGCGACUCACAACAUCCACAGCGUACUGCCAAAGCAACAAAUGCUACAGCCACAGCCACAGGCACCGCCAACACAGCACAACAUAUAAAAUCAGCCACCGGUGCGGCAGGCACAACGGCGGCACACACCACAGCUGCCACAUCGAAGGUGUUCAUCAAGAAGUCGGGCAGUAAUUCGUCGACGCAAAGCUCAAAUCGUAAGGACAGUUUCGGCUCAUAUGAUUCACUCAACGAUAUACUCUCUGAAACAGGCUUGCAGAGCGGCAAUGUUGCCGCACAACGCAAAUCGUUGGAGAAUAAAAAUCUAGAUUUGACAGCGAAUGCGGCGGACGCCAGCAGCCGCUUGGCACUGAAGAAACAACAACAGCAACAGCAGCAGCAACAACAGCAACAGCAACAUUUACAGGAGACAAAGACCAUAUUGACAAAUAACGGUAGUAUUACUACAACGACCACAACAACAACCAGUAUGUCGUCAAGCUCCGCUGCAGUCACAAAUGAAUUGCGCAAGAGCUUGGAGAGUCUGGAUGAGAAGACGAAGACACCACCGCCAGUGCUGACGAAGAAGCCCACCGUGACCACGAAGAAACCAUCGAGCGUUUCAGGUGUAGCGAGCAAUCUUUUCGGCUUCGGCAAACAAAAGACGAAAGGUGCUGACAGCAAACUCACCGCAGCUGCUUCACAAGAUUUCGCCGACGGCAUGGGCAGCAGCAAGAUGUCAGCGAGUAGCCAAGGCGAGGCGGUAGUGUUGCGCCGCGCUGCCACUAUAGCGGUUGAAGACUCCGAUUUCGAUCGACUAGAACGCGCAUCCAUAUUACCCGAUAUGCGCGCGGGUCGUGUAAAGGCGCCUAAGCGACGACCACCUUCGGCGGCCAUCAAUAUUAUUGGCGAAAGCAAUAAUAACAACACAAUUUACCUCAAUGGUAGCAGCAGCGGUGGCGGUGCAUCAGGUGGCGAGCUCUCACAAGAAGAAAGCAAACUGCACUCCUCCGAUGAUAAUUCCACCGGCGAGGAGCCUUUGGCCAAACCGAAACCACGCGAAUGGGAAAAGAAAAAGGCACCUUGGAUGGAGGAGUUGAAAGCAACUCAAGUGAAAAAGAAGACAUCACCCAGUGUCGAACCACGCACGCAAGCGCCCACUAACGCGCCCGCCGACCGUACAUCACGCCUACUUGGCGAUGAUGUCAAAGUGACGAACAGCAAUCAUAACUUUGCCAGCUCUUCCGCCAACACGGCGACCGUAAGUCACAGUAGCAGCAGUAACGCAACCAGUAGCUCCAGCACCACCACCACAAAAGUACAGGCAUCUUCAUCGGUUACGUCGAGCGUCAUGCAGCAAUCGAUGACUGUCGAGAGUAGUCAACAACUACUGAAGAAGGAAUUAAAUUCUUCAAACACUAUUGCUGACAUCAUGACCAAAAGUAUGAGCAAUAAAUUCACCACUGACUCAUCGUUAGCGGCUGCGACGACAGCAGCACCGAGCGCCGCCGAUGAUGUGCGCAUACGACCUAGCAGCCUUUCGAUACGUAAUCGCAGUAUGUCACCUUCGCUGUUGGAAGGUGGCAGUAGUGGUGGCGGUGCGCGCACAACGUCAAUGAAAAGCAACGCUUCUCCAGCACCGGCAGUUGUCAAUGAGCCCAGCUCCAAUGGCACCGCUCCCUCAGCCGCUGCGAGUGCAGCUUUAGCGGUGGCAACAACGGCAGCGACAACCGCGUCCAGUCAAAAUUCAAUAGGUGCUAAUAAUCAUUAUCAGCCGCGUAGCAACAACACCGCGGCACCUGGCAGUGAUAAUACGCGUAUAUGCGAACUGGAACGGCGUGUGGGCAAAUUAGAGCUGACAGUGGUGUCACAACAACGUACCAUCGAUGAGCUGGUGCGCUUGCUGCGCGAGGAGACGGAUCGUGUGAAGGUUCUACGCGGUGAACUGGACAAAUAUGCGCAGUGCGUGACGCAAGUUUAAUCGUAUAGCCAUAGUUAUACUGCUUGUAUGUGGUUAGCGUAAUGUAGAGCGAUGUUAAUGCGCUAGUGACGUUCGUUAGUGUGGUUGUGCCCCAGUCCCUUAGUGCUCUGUAAUGGCAAUGCGCUUGUAUAGAUCAAGUGAAGUGCGCAUAGUGUUUUUCUAAUUUACUUGCAUAUUUUACUGCAUUCCAAUAUAUUUUAUAAAUAGUUUUUGAUUUUCCUUCUUAAAUUAUGUGACUAAUUUAACAUUCUUCGGGCAUUGCAAAGAAAUUCCCAUAACUAGAUUAUAGCAAGUUUGUGGAGCGAAAAAUGAACCCAUUAAUCUUUAAGUAAAACACUUGUUAAAUUAAGUACAUGUAUCUAUAACCAUUUAAUAAUUGUUUUCUUCGAAACCGUUAUGAGU
Molecule: messenger RNA, 4556 nt
Organism: Bactrocera oleae (olive fruit fly)
Lineage: Eukaryota; Metazoa; Arthropoda; Insecta; Diptera; Tephritidae
Gene: cindr
Product: CIN85 and CD2AP related
Biological process (GO): actin filament organization; cell migration
Molecular function (GO): protein binding
Source: RefSeq, a predicted model, not a curated record